Drosophila innubila is the source of this 1185-nucleotide messenger RNA. Its product is annotated as nucleoside diphosphate-linked moiety X motif 8. The record is from RefSeq and is a predicted model, not a curated record. NCBI's taxonomy places the organism in Eukaryota, Metazoa, Arthropoda, Insecta, Diptera, Drosophilidae. The transcript is spliced from 2 exons. The coding region runs from base 92 to 919 and encodes 275 amino acids. Gene Ontology annotation, molecular function: coenzyme A diphosphatase activity.
GCCAAUCCAAAGUUCACCUCUAUUAUGCUCUGUUUUGUUUACAUCACUCGCAUUGAAAUUUCUUUACACAAGGCGAAUUGUUUACGCGGAAAUGUUGUGCUCUGAAGUGAUAAAACGUCAGCUACUGCAGCUGACAAGGCGGCAAAUGAGCAGCAGUAGUAAUAGGGUCGCUCCCAUUGGCAACGUGCUCACCAAUGACGACUUCACGCUGCUCCUGGCGGAUGAGCAGCGUCAGAAAUGCAUGGAUAAAUUGCGCAAUUUACCCACCUUCGAGCGAACCAGAACGAUGGCGCACAAUAAACGCGAGAAACGCUCAGCUGCUGUGUUUAUAGCGCUGUGCGUGGAGCGGGACACCAAUGCUAUAUCGCUGCUGUACACCCGCCGAUCUCGGCACUUGCGUAGCCACAGCUUGCAGAUAUCAUUUCCUGGCGGCAAACGAGACGACGAUGAUGCCAGCUUCCUUGAUUGUGCCUUGCGAGAGACUGAGGAGGAAAUUGGUCUUCCACGAGAUCGUGUGCAAACUUGGGGCGAAUCCAAUCCAAUCCUGUUGCCACGUACUUCCGCCAUUGUGCCGGUGAUAGGCGUGGUGAAGGACUUUCAUGUCUCCGAGCUCAAAUUGAACUGCGACGAGGUUGAGGAGGUCAUCAGCAUACCGCUUAAAUCACUGCUAUUGCCAUCAGCUACGCGUCACACGCAGUUCAGGAGCGGCUACAGCGGACCCGUCUUUGUUGUCGACCAGCAUCGCAUCUGGGGCAUAACCGGCUAUUUAACCUACGUAUUUCUUCGCUGCCUGCUGCCCAGCCACAUGAUGUGCGAGGCCCUUAAGACGAGUAUCAAAUUCAUCAGACCCUACAAGAUUCCACCAAAGCUAAUACAUCAUCAUGUUGAGCCAAAGCUAAACGACAAGACAGUGGCUUAAGAAACGGAAUAGUAAUUGACCAAAUACUCGUACUGCAGUCAAACUCAGGCUUACAUUUUACUCAUGUGUUCUAUUCAUUUAAGAUGUUCAAGUUUACUCUCAGUUGUACAUAAAUUCGUUUUGUUUUUAUGAAUAAAAAUCCAUGUUGACCUAUCUAUAAGCUGAAGCGGUUUCUGUCACAAACUGUCCUAAUAAUUCCAAAGAUAUUUGAAUUUUUAGACGCUUCAUAAGAUGGAUAAAUAAAAUUUGUUGUUUACCUACAAAUA